This is a messenger RNA of Porites lobata, 17051 nucleotides long. The record is from the annotation of a GenBank genome assembly. NCBI's taxonomy places the organism in Eukaryota, Metazoa, Cnidaria, Anthozoa, Scleractinia, Poritidae.
CGAAACAGCUCGUGACUAUCGUGUGACUGCUUUUUGGACAUUACAUUGCAAAAUUUCAAACAGCUGUUCGUUGUCUUUUUAAAAGUAUUGAUCAAUGAAAAUUUUGAAACACACUGAAUCGUCCUUAAAGGUGUUCCUUGCAUCACCAUCGACAUCAUGGCGAGAUGGCUUCUGUUGACAUCUGUGGUCCUAGUAGCGCGGCUUUUUUGUCGAAUUGCAGGUAAACAAACAUAUUUUUACCCAACAGUUAUCUUUUGUGUUCGCAAUAAGGGAUAAAAUUGUCUUAUGACUCUGUGACAUGUAUUACGUAUUCUACAGCCUACGCUCAAUGACUCACUUAAGAUAGCUUGUUUUGCUUAUGCUGGUUUACAAAUGCCACCAAAUCGUAGUCAACAGUGUACUGGCAAUAUAAUGUAUAAACUACUUUUUUAAGAUUCAAGCAAAACUAACUACGGCAGAAUGACUGGACAACCUAUAAUUUGACUAGCAAUAAAUGACUGUUUAAUUGUGACAGUAGACAGAUUACAUCACGGUUUAACUGACAGACAACUAAUAAUAUAUGUCGCAACUUAACUGACCAAUCAGGUCAAUGACCAGAGUUUAAUACCAUCAAUUCAAAUGUCGGGAUAACUACCGCACAGGUUGUCAAAACAUCAGUCACUCUCAACAACAGUCCCAUUGAGGACUACAUUCACCUGGAAGAUCAUAUUCAACCUACUUAAAAAAAGUAUACUAUAUAUUAUAAUACAAAACCUUUAUGAUUUACUAUUAAACUCAUCAACAAUAGAUGAGCUUGGUGAAGGUGCCUGUAAAGAUGGCGGAACCCCAAUCACAAAAACCCAGCAUGUAGGGGAACCAUGAGAACCCUGUGAGAGACAACCACCAGGCAUGGUCGCACUGAAAAACAGAGGAACAAUGAUACUUACCUUAUACUUACCACAGAGAGGAAGGGAGGGCAAGAGUUAAAUCACCUAGCAUAAUCAAAACAGGCAAAGCUCACAUGGGAAUGAGUUGACCUCAACAGCAGACCUGUAAAACCACACAACUUCCUGCAGACCCCUGAGCACUCCACAUGUCUGUGACAGGGGAGGUUGCUGACCAGCAUUUUUUCGCGUUUAAUGUAGCGUAAAUUACAUUUAACCACAUUCUUUUUAAAAUAACCUUGACAACAUUUUUGACUGAAAUGAACAGUUUCAUUCUGCAUCUUUCUUUCAAGGAUUAUUUUUUGGUUCAGUCAUAUACAUCCUACGAUCAGGUCCUCCUUUCUUGCUUUGCAAAGUUAUGUGCAUACUAAGUACUGUUUAAGUUACAAUAAAUAAGGUAUUGCACUCCAUAGUUUUUACCGACAAAUUGCCAACACUUUACCAACAUGCUGCCAAUAAUAAUUAUUGCUGGCUGACAGUCAGCCAAUAGUUGGUGAUAAAUUUCAUGUUUGAGUCAGUUAGUGACUGUUGGUUGGUCAUGCAAGGUGUCACCUAAUAGGACUCCUGCUAGGAUAGGGAAGGUGUCAGUGUGUAUUCCUCCUGUGAUAGGACUUCGGCUUGCUGAUAAAGGAGGAUCUUACCAUCUUCCUGUCAUGCAUUGUGGUCAAACUAUAUUAUCAGCGGCCGAAUCCCAGCACAUCACUCAUUUCAAAGUAUCGCCACGCGGGAAACACAAGGGCACAAGAGAGAAACAUGAAACAUCCAGUAUACUCCGCGUAAAUUGUAUCAGUCGUACGAUAGAAUUUCACGAAGUAGCUAUAGAUGCUUUUGUCAGGUCUAAGAUUUUGUUUACCGUUUAACUUCUUCAUUGAAAUUGUUUGACUGCAUGUAAAUAAAAUCUGAUAAGCCUGGGCCUCGUUAUGGGGGUCCGCAAUGAAAUAAAUGUUCAAGAAUACGUCUCAAACGCUGGCCACGUAAUUUUUAGUAAAAUGUGCAUUGAGUAUAGAAGGUAUCAAAGAAUCUGGCUGUGAGUAACUCGGUACGCGAUAUAUAAUUACCUGGAUGAUUAACAUGACCAGUAGAUAUCUUACUGAGCUGGUGUAAAUACUGACAUGUACGCGUCUUUCGCAGCUUCAAAUGCUGUUGACCUCCAACACUACUGCUGUGAAACAGUAACUGCAGUUACAGUAAUCUCCUGUCUGAAUAUAUGAAAAAGUAAAUGAAUGCUGUUCCAUUGGAAACUUGUUGAAAAUAUUACCAAAUGCACUCCGCAUGCAACAGGAGCUUUACUCUCAUCAUAAUAGAUAGUGCUAAAAAUACUCCUCGUUUAAGAUGAAAAGUUUCUGGGAAAAUGUGGAGACCAGAGGAGUCCAUUGGGUUCUUUAGAAUUUUUAAAGUAUAAUAGAGUGGACUUUUGUCUCAAUUCUCAAUCGACUCCUCAUUUGGUUACUGAAAUGAAUAAUAAAAAACACCAUGCAUACAACAGAUAAGCAGCGAUGCAUAAUGAGAGAAAGGUCACACGGUUAAAUCUUAGAGAAAUCCUUCUGUCCUCCUAAGGAUAGCCUGCAUUUCAGCUGGCCCAUGCACUCGUCUAAACCAUUAAUAUAGUCCAUCUGCGAAUUAUUGCACAAAAGCUCCUUCUACUAUCCUGCAGAGUUGCAAGAAGUUAUGUGAGCAUUUCUGAUAGGCGGGUUCUUACGGGUUUCUUAUAUGCCUCAUGAACAAUGAAAGAGCAGUUCUAGCAUCAAAACAAAUUAGGAAAUCAUGAUAUUCAUGGCCAAAAAAAACACUACACACAUGUAGGUAUUAAGGUCCAGGCAUUUAGGAGAAAUCCAAGAAACUAAGGUUAUUUAGCUGCAAUAAAAAAGCUAAAAGCUUAAAAAGGGGUAAAAGAAACUGCACCCGUGAUCAAAUCCAGUCAGAAAACAUUUGCCGAAACAUAAACCACAGUAACUAAUUACUCAAUGUGCAUGGAACAGACCAGCUUCAUAACCUCUAAAUGUGAGACUCAAAGCGGCCAAAAAAAAAAUCUGCUCAGUCAAACUGAAGAAUACUCCAUGCACUGCAUAAACUACGCAAAAAGAGAGCAAGAAAAACCGCUAUUGUUCAAGCUGACUCUAAGCUCACUUUUCACACUAUCACAAGCUCAAUCCAUCUCUUGUCAGGAGCUAUUAGUCGUGUUUGGCCUGUCAGGACUUAAUUCAAAUGGGACUAAUCACAAACCGUGUAAGAAACUAGCCAAUAAAAAAUGCCAACAUAUUUCCGAAUGACUCUGGGGGAUUCGAACGUGAUAUUGUGCACUAAUUCUCUGACGCUCUAUACAGAAGGUUUAGAUUGUCUGUGAUGCAGGCAACCUAAUGAAAGAUGAGAAAUUAUGCUAAGACAUACUUUACCUCCAUAACUCAUCCUUAAAGCAGCAAAGCUGUUUUCCCAAACUUUAUGUUAAAUUCAUGUUUUCAUCACACAGACUGGUAACAAUCACACCGAAAAAGGCGCAAAGUGUGCUUGGAAGAUAGUAAUAUCCUCCUUUGUUGCUGAUAGUCCCUCCUAGAAUAUAAUAAUUAUUGUAUAUUGUUCAAAUAUUUAUGGUCAUUUAUUUAUUUUUUGUGGUUAAAGCGGUGUAUGUUCUUAAGUUCAGAUGCCUGUCUGUGAAGUUUUGUUGCUUAAUAUUGUGCAGUGCAGUAGUUUUUGUUGAUUGUUUUUUGUUGAUUUGUUUCAGCUGAGGAUAUUAAACUCCAUUUAGUGUCUAAGGAAAGCAAAGUCCAGAUUGGCAAGUCUGCAUAUUUUGAACUAACUAUAAGGUGUAGUAUUUUUACUGUUAUUAAUGCCUGCGUCGCAAGUGGAGGUUGGGUGCCCAUGGGCCAGGGGGCUGCAACCGCAAUACACCCCAAGGCGGAAGAACACCCACAGGCCUACCAACCCGCAACCCAGCCACGAGCCCCCCCCGCGCCCAGCCCCCCACUAUAGCACCCGUCACACUGAGGCCAGAAGCCCUGUGGAAGUAAAAUGAACCAACCCCUGAAAAAUAAAAAACUAAAUAAAUAAGAAAGACAGCGGAGGGAGGGAGGGGAACCAAGAGAAACGCUACGCUACUGGAAUGCCACGCCACGCCACGCCACGCUAACAAAACUUUGAGUACAACGCAAACACAACGUAGGCACGUGGCCUCCGCGACAUACCGCUGGACAGGAAUCUGCCCUCCAGCUCAUGAACAAUGGUAAAUGCUACAAACGCAAACAUAGUCACGCACAACGCUACAGAUGACCAACGCACUACCAAAGAAUGCCAAAACACCCGAGACCAUAGCUCCUGGUCGUUAACUACAUUAAAUAUGAUUUAAUAGUAUUUAACGCCUGUGUCGCAAGUGGAGGUUGGGUGCCCAUGGGCCAGGGGGCUGCAACCGCAAUACACCCCAAGGCGGAAGAACACCCACAGGCCUACCAACCUGCAACCCAGCCACGAGCCCCCCCGCGCCAAGCCGAAGGGACCUCCGGGUAGGAAACCCGGAGCAAGGGGGCUCGGGGCUGCAGAGCCCCAGGCCCCGAGGGUCCAAACCUGAGGCACCCACCCCCACAGCAGCCCCAAAGGUAGUACAGAUACCUGCUAUGCAGCCAGCUGUCUGGAUACUUGGACGAUGGAGCUAACUGGAGUGCGAAUAUAAAUCUGGUAGGCAUCACUAGACCACCGGCCUAGGGUCUUGAUCAGAUGAUCCGGAACUCCCCGAGCAGCAGCUGUAGUUGCCGCCCAACACGGAAGCUAUGGCCUGAAUAAGAGCCAGUAUAGCCAGCUGAGUGCAAGAUAGACUGAACUGUGGAUGACAAUUGUUGCCGAGUAAGAGGGCGACCGUCACUAAAAGUAAAGAGAGGACCCUCAGAAGAGCCACGCAGAGCCAAGAAGUUGCCCAAAGCACGGAUGGGACACACCAGGCCCUCACCACGCCCCACAUAUAUAUCACAGCCCAUGCGAAACGGAUCAGUCUUAGAGCACUUGAUAUGAACUUUAAAACAGGUAGGAUUCACCAGGGAAUCAGCCUGCAGGUCAGCAACAGUCAUAUGGAUACUAGGCUGAAAUGCAGAAUUCACCGUGAACUCCCCAGCUCGUAAGAAACCGAAGAAACCCAAACAGCAUGCCGCCCACAGCAUCACAUGGUCUCUCCUGGAGAAGUCCAGACGAUGUUGAAUCGCCCGCAGAUGAUCCAGGGUGAUAGGCAGGCGCCGGGGUGAUACUGGACCUUGAACCCGCUUAAUUCCCCUGAGUAAACGCUGCAAACGAAGGCAGUUGACGAAAAGGGUCUGACAAGCCAUGGUCAAUGUGAAGGGAACGUACUGCUGACAGGUAUACCUUUAUAGAUGCGUGUGUCAAGUUGUCGGCCAAGAGUGAAGCAAAGCGCAUGAGAGUCUCCUCAUCGGCAGGAGGGAAGGAGCCAUCGCUGUUAAAGGCGACCAUCCCGGCGGCAAAAAAUCAAUAUAGCGACGCUGAGCAGAGAGAUAAACACGCCGAGUGGAGGGCGCAAGUCCCUGGGAGAGCAGAAACUGACACUUCUGGGUCAACACGCCUGGAGUGCGGCCAGCAGCGACUGGAAUCACACAGGAGUCAGGUCGGCUUGAGGUGCCAGACUAUUUAAAAACGCUGAAAUUGAAAGCGUGAGAGGGAGUCAGCUACUGGAUUGGCCAAGCCGUGAACUGAAGACGCCAGAACAUAAAUGAGUGGCGAUAGCCAGCAAGGAUAAAUGACGAGCAAGAGGUGGUCCCGUGAAGUGCCAGACUUAAGUACAGCCACCACUGACUCAUUGUCGCACAGGAACUCGACCCGCCGAGAGCCCCACUGAGAACCCCAUAAGGCGGCGGCUACAACGAUGGGGAAGAGCUCCUUGCACGCAAUCGAUAACGACCGUUGCUCCAUAGACCAAGCGCCGCAAAACCACUUGGUGUUAAAAAUAGCCCCAUAGCCCAGUGACCCUGCAGCAUCCGGACGAGACUUGGAAACCGGGACGGGCGCCCACGUGGGCAUGCAAAAGAAACUGAGGCCAUCCCAGGUUUGAAAAAAGCUCCCGCCACCAGGUAAGGUCCCGACGGAAUUCUUGGUUUAGCCUGAUGGGGUGAUCGUCCAGGCGGAAGGCACAAAGCAAGUCAAUCAUCCGGCGAAGAAAAGUCCUCCCUUGUGGGGGCGACCUUGCAGGCUUGAUGGAGGUGGCCAAUCAAGGAUUCCAACUCCGCCUCUUACAGAAACGCUUUGUGGACCACUCUUCAAGUAAGGCAACAAUCCGGUCUCUUUUAUCCGUGGGCAGGCGAGCCUCAAGCCUAUCGGAGUCGAGUUCAAUCCGAGGAUAGUUAAGCAAGUCGUCGGUCCCUCUACCUUGUCAGGAUGAAGGGGAGACCAAGCCUUUCGCAAAAGGCGAACACAGGUAAGUAAAUAGAAGUGGCAGAGCGGGGAUGACGGUGGACCAAGGGUAAAAAAAGUCAUCCAGGUAGUGGCGUGGGAAGUCCACGCCAUAAUUAUGAACCAAGAUCCAUUCAACCAGGUCCGCAAUAGAAGAGAAAAUAAAUGGCGCUGAAUGCAACCCAAACGGGAGAACCAGAUCGACAAAGUACUUCCCACGCCACUGCAUCCCCAGCAAGGGGCGAUCGUCGGGAUGGAUAGCCACAUUCCGGUAUGCACUGGCCACAUCAAACUUAGCCAUUAGUGUUCCGCGACCCCACGCCAUGAUGCCCUCAAUAACUGCAUCGACUGAAACAUACUGCACUGUGAAGGGAGGCUUGGGAAUGCCAUCGUUCACGCUGUGCCCAACAGGAGAGGAGAGGUCAAGGAUGAGACGCCAUUUGCCCGGUUGAUUGUUCUUGGGAAUGACCCCAAAGCGGCUGAUGUGUAGAGAAGGAAAAGGAGGGGCUGAAAAGGGGCCAGCCACCCUGCCGGAGGAAACUUCGGUCUGCAAGUAGGAGUCUAUCACAAAUGGGUGCUCGAAGGAGGAACGCAUGUUCGAAGAAGCGGACUUCAGAUUGACCAUGGACGACUCAAAGCCAAUACGAAAACCCUCACGUAAUCCGGACAACACAUAGGCCACUGCUGCCUGGUCAGGAUGAUGCUGCAGCUCUGUCUGAAAUUGAGCCAACCGUAAUGGAGAGACCUGGGAGGCUGGGGCUAAUGGCGAGAAAGAAUGAACCGAAACUGCAACGCUGGGUAUACUAACUGGAACUGUAACAGAACAAGACGGCUUCACAGAGGAACGCAGAUCACGCUGCCCCCUUGACGACGCAACAGAACUAUUUACACUAUGUACACAAGCCUCACCGGGCAAAACUGCCCAUUCAGUACCGUCCCCCUCUUCCCCCGGGUUGGGGAGAUCAGGAUCGUGCGCUAGAGGAGUUGGGAAAUGGACAAUUGAUCUGGGUGUGUUCACCCUCACAGUUACUGCAGCGGUGUCGAUAUUUGCACCUACCAAAGGGCCAGCGGCACUGCCCGUCAUUCCAUGAAUGGCAAAAAGGAGGGACCACGCUGGUGUCACGGAGGGCGGCAGGAAGUGGAGAUGAUGCCGUGGAAGAAGACGACCAAGGUGGCGGGGGUGAGGCCAUGGCUGGAGACCUUAAGUGAAAGUUGUAUAGGUCUAAGUUCAUCCUUGACCAGUCACUGAGGCCAGAGGCAGCUGCAUCCUUUCUGAACGCCAGGUCAUACUCUAACCAAGCUGAACUAGAAAAAUGACGAGCCGUUUGAAUGAUAAGCAGCUUAUACUUGGAGAGAUCGGGCCAAUGAUGAGGGUGAGCUGCACACAGCACCAUCUGAAAAAUAGUAAAGGCUUCCGUCCAAGUCAAAAUGUCUUUUAUUUCCACUUGCCUGCGUUUUUGACGAGGACACCACGAGCUUACCAUCGAGGAACGUUUGCGGCUCCUGCUCCACGGCGCCGAAGGUUCACGGACAACAAAUCUGCCAAUUCGACAAACUGGCCGCCUACAAUUUUUGACACUAGUUUUGAGGGAAUAGGGGCAUGCCCGGACCAACGAUAAAAGCCUUCUCAGACUUGGGAGAUGCCAACGAAGACUCAAGGCUUGGAAGACCGCUAGUAACGCCGGGCGAUAUGAAAGUGGAGGGAGUAGGAGCCACGGGCGGGCCGAGCUCGAGACGGUAAUGGCCGGCACUGGCGUAAACGUAGGAACAAACGCGGGAAGCGUAAACGUACCUGAAGCCACUGAAGAAACACCGUCACCUGUACCGCUUUUCGAAGCGGACGCUGAAGAAAAUAAAGGUUGUGGAGCCCCGCUAGCAGAAACGCUUGGAACCGAAGAAGAAGCCUGCGAGGAGGCGUUUCUCUGGAUCGAUGAAAUAAUGGCGGGAAUGGAGUUUCCGAUUGCCGAACCACAGCCUCGGUGAGGAGUCAGCCAACUGAGGCGACCAAGAGCUAGAAGCCGACUCGACACAGGACUUUCAGGCGUUGCCGUAGAUGGAAGGGGUCUUCGGUAGGAAGGCCGCCCGAUAAGCUGUUGUUGGUCGAACGAGAUGGGCGCGGCAUUACAGAGGACAACCAAAAACUCCCCAGCAGAGGACGAACCACAACAGGAAAAACGACGAACCACGGCAACGAAAACCACUUCGACCGGAAAAAACUUUGAAAGAACCAAGAGAAAAAGCUAUGCUACUCGAACUGAGAAACCAAGCUAACCAAAACUAGGGCAGAACCAAGAGAAACGCUACGCUACUGGAACGCCACGCCACGCCACGCUAACAAAACUUUGAGUACAAUGCAAACACAACGUAGGCACGUGGCCUCCGCAUGCGCCAAAGCGACAUACCGCUGGACAGGAAUCUGCCCUCCAGCUCAUGAACAAUGGUAAAUGCUACAAACGCAAACAUAGUCACGCACAACGCUACAGAUGACCAACGCACUACCAAAGAAUGCCAAAACACCCGAGACCAUAGCUCCUGGUCGUUAACUACAUUAAAUAUGAUUUAAUAGUAUAUAAUAAUAAUAAUAAUAAUUUUGAAAUUGUGCAGUACAAAUUCCAUAGAAUGUUCAAAUGUGCUUCACAGUAAAAUCACACAGUGGGAAACUGGAUACAACAACUAAUACUACUACAAAAAAAUAAUAAAAAUCAUAAUAAUAAUAAAACUAUUAAUACCAAUACUGCCUACUAAUACUAAUACUACGAUGAUAUUGAGCUCCAGGUUAUGACAAAAAUGCUUAAAGAGAAAGGUGUGUUUUUAACUUUGAUUUAAAAAUGUCUAAAGAGUUUGGAGUCUCUGACCUCAAAUGGCAGUGUACUCCAGAGUUUUGGUGUUGCGCAAGUAAACAACCUGUCACCGAGUGUCACUUAAGGUUUGAAGCCGGGUUGCUUAAGCAAGAGGGUGUCACUAGAACGUCUCAAUACUUUAUUGUUAGCUUGGAUUGAUUUGCUGGGCCAUUAGCUUCAUGCAGUAAAAGCUUGUUAUGUAGGCUGUAAGUCAAAUGUUUUGGACACCAGGGUUCUCAAUAGAAGCCGGCAGCUGGCUACUGAUCGCCACCUACUUGGAGUUUGUAGCUGCCUAACUUUGCAUUCUAUUUGCUGCUUUUCUCCUUUUUGUUUGUGCUUAAGUCUUCCAGCUAUUCCUAUUAUCUUGAUUUGGGUUUUUGUUGUCUUAUAAUGUACAAAAUGAUGGAAACAAUAGAGACCAAACAAGUAAACUUCCUUGUGCUUCUGUAUUUGACAACUGCCAUGUUUUCAACCUCAUAAAUGUUGCAGUUAAUUGUUCCAAAGUGGCCGAAGUUUGAGUUCAUGAAAGCUGUAUAUCCCUAUCAUGCUCCUUAAUCUGUUCAUGAAUGCACCUUCCCAUUUUGCCAAUGUACAAUUUGCUGCAUUUCACAAGAACGAAUCUUAUACACUACACCAUCUUAUUUUCAUGGAUCAACAGGAUCCGUAGGUUGUACUAAGUGCAAUCUUCUUGACAAGUUUGUUCCUCUGAUAAAAGUUUCUAAACAUGUUGACAGAAUGUGGUGUGUAGAAAUUCUGUGGUAGUUGAAGUUGAUGCCCAAAUUGGCCUCAAAAUUGCAUUUUUAAAAGUGCUUCUGUAUUAAAAAAAUUUCUUCAAGAACAUGCCUGAGACCCCCCCCUGAAUUUUUGGGCAUUUCCAUUUGUUACAGCCACCUAUGUAAGGCUGGGCAGGUGCCUACUUCAAUUCCUUUUGAGAACCCUUUAUCAAUAUUGACUAUACAGCCCCCGAAAUGAUCCCCAAAUCGACCCCAAAAUGAUACCGACCCUGAAAUGAUCCCCAUUUCUCUUCACACCGUCGCCGAAAUGAUCCCCUAUUAAUUUUAGGAAUGGAAUGAUAUCGUAGAACUAUUGAUCGAGCAAAAUGCACAACAUUAAUGUUGUGCAUUUUCACUAAUAAUCUUUCCUUGCCCGCAUUCUUUAAUGACAUUAAUUUGGGAUUACAAUUUGAACUGGAGUAAAGGAAAAUAUUAUUUAGUAUAUAAUUUUAGUAACACCAUGAACCGCAACUGAUAACAUCAAUGAACAUAACAUUUUCUAUUAUUCAUAAUUUUAUUACUUAGGUGAUCAUAGCCUGGGUUAUGUCAAACUGCAUGCCUUGGAUAGUGAAUUUUACAAAUGUUGUGUUAACACUUUUUAAAAUUUUAAAAUGAUGUUUAAGAUAAAAAAAAGUAGACAUAAAGGUGCAUAAAUUAAUGACAAAAGUGCUGAGAAAUAACAUAAACCAUCGUGAAAUGUUAAAUGUGACUCAGGAACGUAAACACUGCAAUAGACUUGCAAUAAUUUCAUCGCUGAAUACCAUUCCAUUCCAAUAAUUAAUUGGGGGUCAUUUUGGGGUUGACGUGAAGAGAAAUGGGGAUCGUUUCGGGGUCGGUAUCAUUUCGGGGUCCAUUUGGGGAUCAUUUCCGGGUCAGGGUCAUUUCAGGGGCUGCACAAUGUCAAUACCUGGAAAAUACCUUUUUUGAUACCAAGUCACCGGAUAGAUUGUAUAAUACUGGUACUAACUUGAGUGUUAUAUUUCUUGUGCAGUGGCAAGACAUCAUCCAAUACUUCUGUAGAUAUUUUUAUCAAAAACAACAAGCCUUCAGUAGUUGAUGUUACAAAACAGGUAAAAAACUUUGUUUGCUGUUGAACUCUUGUUUAGUUUUGUAGUCAGGUACUGAUGUAAUUUUACUUUUGUCUGUCUUAUUAUUUGAAUUAUUGCAGUUUUAUUGCAAAACUAAAUUUAAUCUAUUAAAAAAAAUCUAAUGAGAUAAUGAAUAAGAAGUGAUUUUGAUAGACAUUUGGAAAAAAAAUGUUUCUCAUAUUAAAAAAAGUUUAAAAAGUUAAAAAAACAAUGUUUUGACAUUCAACUAACAUCAUUAUCAAGUCAAAAAAUAAGUGUCUGUUGCAGAGUAUUAAUACUAAGUAAACAAAGCUUCAUUAAAAACCUAAUAUAAAGUGUCAAGAACGUUAGCUCAAAUGAAUAGUUUUGCACGAAUUGGAUCAGCCUGGGUGUUCAAGCUUGGCUUCAUCUCUUUUAUAAACAGCAUUUCAUGAAUUUGGCAUUCAAACUUUGUUUGACACUUUUGCACUUUGGUCCUGUAUGGGGUUAUCUAAUUGCCCAUGAGCUUCUGCAAAGAGUUUCCUGAUAGCCAAGUUCUUAUGUUCAACAAUGCAUUGGUAGAGAUGUCGGGCUGUAUACCCAACAUUAUCUGCAUUAAAGUGUAUAGAUCACAUGAGAAAGUAUAAACAAUGCAUUGUUGUUUUAUGAUUGGCAGCUUUAUUUCUUUUGGCUUGAGAUCUUGUUCCAAAUGGUCCAAUGAUGGUGCCAUCUUAUGACAGAGAUCUUUCAUUAAAAAAGGGCUUUCACAGAGCAGAUACCCUACAUGUAUAAUCCGGACAAGAACAGACUUUUGACUUGCACUUUUACAAAUUUCUGUAAGCUCAGUGAACACACAAGAUGACAUGAUGGUGUGGGGUGAUGACUGUUCCACUGUUUUGUCAUCAUUUACAUAUGCUUAAAAUAUAAUGUUUUGCUUCUUUUUCAGAUUCAGUUGCAUCUAAAUCAAAAGAAAUCAGUCAAAAUCCACGGGCAAAAAAUUGGAAAAGCAAAAAUUACCUGUUAUAUACAAAGAAAUGAAUCCAAGGAUCACACUUAUAUCAGGUAUUUGAAUAACUAAAUGUGUUCUAACAAUAUUUUUUAGUAUCUGUUAAAGUUUACAAUACUAAUGUAUAAUAUGUCACAUAUGCUAGAGAUUUUCUUAUUUUUCUCUUUUUCUUGUCAUAGUGUAAAGCGCAUUGGGGACAGAAGUGCACUUAAUAAGCACCUAUAUCAUUAUUAUUAUUAUUAUUAUUAUUAAUGUUUCCCUCACAAUUUGCAGAUUUCCAGGAGGUUUAUUAAUUAAUCAAUGCUGUUAUUUUAGUUUCCAGAUCAAUGUUGUGCAUAACCGGCCAUUAAGUAUAAUCAAUGCUGUGAUUGGCUGGAUCUAUUUUGUUGCAUGGUCUGUUUCAUUUUACCCUCAGGUAGGAAGUUGGAAUUUGCUUGAUACUUAGAUAUGGCUAAAGAAAAUCAAAGCUGUUUUUUUUUGUUAGUGAAGCCAGCUUUUUAUUCAACUGCUUGUUCAAAAUUCCCUGUGUCUUUGUCUUCCAGAGCAAUUUGAGCCAGUAGUAAGUGCUCUUUCAGCCUGUGAAAUUAGCCGGCAGCAAGCUAUUUCUUACAUCCCUACAUGGGAGUUUUAUUGGCAUAUUGUUUCCAUGCCAUUAUCAUAACACCAUUUAGUUUCUGGGGAAUUGAUUGUCAUGUUACUUUUUUUUCUAGGUUUAUCUUAACUGGAGAAGACAGAGGUAAUAAUUUUACUUUUACAUGUAGAUAAUCAUUUUUGUAACAAAACAGAGAGCCAGUACAAAUGUAUAUGAUUUCUCAUAAAAAUCCCAAUUAGUCAACUAUUUGUUGAGAUUAUUAUGGAAAAGGGUUUUCAUGCAUGGUAGAUCUUUGCCAAACGUGGAUAAUGUAAAAUGGAGAAAUAAAUUGAACUUAAAUUGCUAGCAGCUCUCACAUUUUGCUUGCUUAGUGCUAUUCCUUACUUUUCUUAAUUAAAUGAUCUAAUCAGUAUAACAAGAUGAUUCGUCUUCUAUGUCAGGCCAGUGCAGAGCUUAAAGAUUUACUUGCUCAGCAAGAAAAUCUAUUUAGGUGAUGACCAGGUGACUUUUUAAGCAAAUAUAGUAAAGAGUGGCAGAGUAGAAUUAUUUGAACUUGGGAGAACAAAUCAUCAAAAAUAUGUCUAGUAAAAAAUAAUUAUCAUACCCAAGUGAAAAUAAUGAAAAUAACUUGUGUAUGUUUUCUUUUUCAGUGUAAUUGGCCUCAACUUUGAUUUUCUUGCUUACAACAUCACAGGAUUUAUAGCUUAUGGUUUGUUUAAUAUUGGAAUGUUCUGGAUACCAUCAAUACAGGUAUACUGUUUCAUUUAAAAUUAUUUUUUAAGAUAAUUCCUGUUAAUUAUAGGAAUUUCUUCAUAUACCAGACACCAUCAUAUGAAACGAAAAACAAAAAAAACAAAAACAAAAAAACAAACAAAAAAACCUACAACAAUUCUAAAACUGUAAAGACUGCUGAGUUGAUUGUUAUAGUCAUGCACCUUUAAUUUUAAGGUUCCUUUUCAUACAGCUGCUUUGAAAAUUAAUACAUAUACAUAUUAAUACAUAUUUUGCAUUAAAAUUAUGUUCAUGUAAGAAAUGUUCGAUUGUUUUCUCCAAGGUACUGAUGACAUUACUGCUUUUCUUUGUAGCAUGAAUAUUUUGCCAAACACCCAGAUGCAGUUGUAAACCCAGUCCAAGACAAUGAUGUAUUUUUUACUAUCCAUGCUAUCCUCCUUACAUUUAUUACUAUUCUUCAGUGUUUAUUUUAUGAGGUAAAUUUCAGUUCAUUAUUGAUAAUUGAAGUUGAACUGUUUUGCUUGUAAUUAAGAAAAGAUUAGGCCAUUACAUUAUGUACAAGCUAUCAAUAAGGAAGAUGGCGUAAAAUAACAAAAACAACAGAAUUAGAAAAUGUGUUAUCUCUGCUCCUCCUCUAAAGUAUCAAGGAAAGCAUUUACUUAAAAUGUCUCUAUUCCUUUUUGUUUCAUCGUCAAUGUCAUUAUUAUUGUCAUUAUUAUCAUGGUCAUUGUUACUUUACUGAGCACAAACUUGAUGAUGAAUAUUUUUUCCAUUUCUUAUAGCGUGGAGAUCAAAAAGUAUCACUUGUUUCUAAAGUAAUAUUGUCUUGCACAUGGAUGUUUGCAGCAGUGGCGUUAAUUGUGACAUUAUGUCACACAAUCACAUGGUUGACAUAUCUGUAUUACUUCUCAUACAUCAAAAUUGGCGUCACACUCAUCAAGUACAUACCACAGGUUGGUUCAACCACAUGCAGUUUGUGUCAAUGUUAAUAUCAUAAAUUGUCAUACCCAAAAGUAAAGGAAAGUAAAAUUGAAGCAAGGAUGAAAUUUUGGCCACAGAUUUUGUAACAUUUGUUGCCAUUAAAUCUACCUUGUGUCCCUGUUUCAAGCUCGACAUGUGUCUUGAUGCAAGUUAGAUAAAUAGCCCUCAUACAAAUAAAAUGAACUGGUAAAUACCUGUUAUCAGGGAAUUGUCAAGAGUUUAUCUUGUCUACAUGUACUGUUUUUAAUUCUGAAAAGGCAUACAUGAACUACCGGCGUAAAAGUACAGUUGGAUGGAGCAUUGGUAACAUUCUUCUUGAUUUCACUGGAGGAUCUUUGAGUAUUUUACAAAUGUUUCUUUUGGCAUAUAAUAAUGGUGAGUAGUAACCAAGAUUCCAUGUAAUUUAAAGUCGUGAAGUCCCUAAGCAAAGAUUGUGAAACCUGCUCCCUCCCCCAGAGUUCGACUGCAGAAGCUCAGGGUAGUUGUCAACAGGAGUGCUGAUUACUCACAGAAAGUAUUUUUUGAAGUGAAUUUUAGAUCAAAUAUUGUUAUUGUAUUAUUUUGUUUCUUAACACUUUCCUUUGAUGAUUGAGAGACAUUUAAAGGUAUGUUAUUACCAUCCCUAUUUUGGUCUAGGUGUGUUCCAUGGUGUGUGACAACAUGUACUGAAUUGCUUUGAACCAUAACCACUGAAUUAGCAACCCCCAGAUGUGAUUUUUUAUUGUACUGUAUCAAAGGCAGUCUAUGAUUCUCAAUUUACUCUGCCACCAACUUAAGCUUGAGGUAUCUGCACCGGCAAAUUUUCAACAUUUUAUUUUGCCCUCAAAACCUUUCUACAGUAAGUUCAGAUGAUGUAAUAUGCAUAUCUAGUUUUCUUUUUCGAAUAUUCCUUCACAUUUUAGGGGAAAUCUACUCAAAAGUUGACCUAUUUACCAGAGGUUAGAGAAAAAUUUGCAUUUCUGUUACUAAGAAAAAAGACUGUAGGAGACAGCAGGAGCGCAAUUUGACGCUUCUUUUCAGCAUCAAGUUCUGUUGAUGUGCUCAACAAAUUAAAAUUUAUUCACUGCUUGGAUUCAUUGACAAACUACAGCCGCUGUAUGUCUAACUUGAUUUUUCUUUCUUCUGUUUAAGCUGUGAUGACUAAUAUUACUUGCUUCUUGUCAAAAUUCAUUAUGUUCUUGAAAUAUACUCCGUUUUCCAGGACGUUAUUGUAAAAAAUAUAUAUUCCAUCGGCGUGUCUUCUCACUUGAUAUAUUCUGACAGUUUUGCAGGGAGAGUAAACUGCUUUCUUGGCCCUAAUCCUCUGGUCUGUUUUUCUGCUGAUCAAUCUCUUUACAGAAGCAAUUAUUCUUCCGAUUUUCAAUAAAACUCUUCUUCAUUGCCUCAUUGCAAUGAGUAAUGCAUCUUCCUGAAGUGCGUCACACCUAGCAACUGGUCACAUAUCAAAAUCCAAGGGGGGUAUAGAGAGGUUAUUUGGCAUUUGUUUAGGCUUCCACGAGCAUUUUGGUGGUUCAAAAUGGCAGGCAAGAAGGUCUCUAAUGGUAGUAUCGCAGAAAAACAUUUGAUUUUGAGAGGAAAAUAAGCUUCUUUACUCUGGAAAAGUGUUAAUUAUCGCAUGACUGAUGUACCUUGACUUACGGAAACCACUUUUAUGGAGGAAUGGAUCAUUAUUUCUUCAUGAAAUUUGGCAAAUACACAAACAGCAUGUUAAUGAAGAGAACUGUGUUCAACCAAAGGUUACAAUUGCCGUACAGCUGAGUUAUUGACGUCAAAAUGUGGUUCAAAUUACAAAAAAUAGCAAAUGGUGUCCUGGAAGGUGGAUUAAUCGGAGCUGUGUCGUGGUCAAACAAUGGAUUAUUAAUUCUGUCCUAUGUCCUUAUUUGUGUAAAAUUUCUUUUUUUAACAAUAACUCUAAGGAUUCUUGUGAAAUUUUGAUGUUUCUUUUUCCGUGCCACUCUGGGGGGUAAUUAAAUUAAAACCUUUUGGGUGAAAUAGCAUACUUUAUUUUGAUAUAUUUUAGUUCCUCAAGGACUAAGAAAUACUGUCAAUGUAGUGAUAUGUAGACAUCAUCAAUAAUAUAACUAUUAAAAUGAUACAAAAAUGUGCAAAAUUUGCUGGGGCAGAUACCUUACGUUUUUCUUGUGGUGUCUUUAGUCUGUAGGUAUUUCCUAUUACUAUAUUUUUCUAGUAGCUUGUGAAUUUAUAGAAGUUGCAUAAAUAUAGAGGACAAAUAUUUACACUUUUAUAUUUAAAUAAGAUAGGAAAAAUGCAAAUGAAGUUGUUUGCUUUGUUGUUGUUCUCCUUUUAGUUUAAUUAAAUAUUCUGAAAAGCUUUGUUUCCCAUGCUGUUUUUCCUUCUUUGGGGGAUAGGGUGUGGCUACAAGAAGGCUACAAAAUGGAAUAUAAAUACCCUAUCCCAUGACAAUACCUAUUCUGCUUAUUGGAGUACCCUUUAAGCUGUCUCUGCACCUCUGUUCUUGGAUAUCAGUUAUUCAUGAAGACCCACUGCAGGGAGUCUUCAUGCAGCCAUCAACUCUUCAUUUUAAGGUCUUUAUGUACCUUUUUUAUUUGCAGAUGACUGGAGUUCUAUCUUUGGAGACUUUACAAAGUUUGGUUUGGGUGCAAUUUCAAUCCUAUUUGAUUUUCUCUUUAUGGUUCAACACUACUGCUUAUAUCCAUCAAAAGGAAAUGAUCGUUAUGAAGUUAUUGCUGGAAGUGAUCAGGUGUCAAGGGAGGCAAAUGACAAAUCAUUGAAGUCCUUAUAUAGCAGUCUUGCAUAA